AACCGUAGUAAACAUUUAGAAAACUUACCUGAAGAGAUUGUGACUGAACUGAACUGAUUGGUUUCCUUUUGAUACAAAAACUUCCUUGCAUAAUUUUUUAAUUUGUUGUAGAAAUUAAAAAUUUGUGAAUCUAAUCCUGUCCUGCACAUUUCGAUAAAAAUGUUCCAUGAUGAAAUUCAAGAGUAACCAGUGCAGCAACUUGAACUCGAACGCGAGCAACAACAAAAAAGUGCAUUCAUAAAGAAAAUAUUUAAAUAAAUCAAGGUCCUAAAGUGUAUAUAAAAAAAAAUAAAAAUAAAUAAAUAAAAGUGUAAUAAUAAGAAGAAGAAGUAAUAACCGCGAAGAAAUGAAAAGUAUUCAAAAAAAAUAAUAAAGUUUAUUAUUAGAGAAGAGUAGCGAAACCAGUUUUUGGAAGAAGUGAUAAGUUUUGAUCAAGUUUAUGUUUGUCUAUAGAUAGGUAGAAGUCGUCGACUUGUUAAUCAUAAAAAAAGUUGUUAUAAAAAAAAAGAAUUUACCUAGAUGUUGUUGCCCAUAAAGAUAUCACGAUCAAAUUAAAACUCACACACACACCUUUAGCCACGAAAAAAAAAAAUUUUUUUUUAAAAUCAAGGGAAAUGGGAAAUUGCUUGUGCAAGGAUAAAACAGAAGAUGGCUUACAGCAAGACAAUGACACAAGUUCGGAUUGCACGCGACGUCGUCAACCACUCUCCGAGCUAAUAGACUCCCUGGUCAAAGAAACGCUCGACGUAAUCGGCUCCGUGGUUGGCAGUGAGCCCGACGAAGCGCCCAUCAGUAUGCAACACUUGCACGAUCUCACCGAGAAGCCUCACGGAUGGAUUGAACUCAUCAAAUCGCUCGUCAGGACAGUUCCGGUCGAACAUAGCAUGGGUGCCAGUGUGAUAACGUUGCUGAUGGAUGAUUCGCCGCUGCCGAGCAAAGAUGCCGUCAUGGAAGUUGCUGACAUGAUAAACAAGACUGUGAGACGAUCGGUGCGACGAGAGAGGAAUUUGUGCGUCAUUUUGGGAUGUUUAGCGGAAAAACUGGCGGGACCAAGUAGCAUCGCGGUGUUGUCGGAGGCAACGUUGAGCUAUCUACUCGGGAACUUGGACGAAGGCAUCAACCCAGACAUAAUGCUCUUCUCACUAAUUGCUUUGGAGAAAUUUGCACAAACCAGCGAAAACAAAGCCACGAUAAAGCGAAAACUGAACAAUUACCCCGAAAACCCGUUAGUGCGACUCGAACGGUAUUGCGAUCAAAGUGUGAAUGUCGAUUUUGUAAUGCGCCAAGUUGGUUUUUGCGCUCGAUGGUGUCUUGACAACUAUUUCUUGAUCGAAGGACGAAAAUACUCGUACGAAACUGUGGAUGUGACGAACGUGAAUGUGAUGCUGAACACGAAAGACGUCAGCGAAUACCUCAAAAUCUCCCCGGAUGGCCUUGAAGCGCGUUGCGAUGCCUACAGCUUCGAAAGUGUUCGGUGCACUUUUCAGGUCAACGAGGGUUGUUGGUACUACGAAGUGCUGAUUAUCACGCCGGGCGUCAUGCAGAUCGGAUGGGCGACGAAAAAUUCAAACUUUUUGAGUCACGAGGGUUACGGGAUUGGAGACGAUCCGUAUUCGAUCGCUUUUGAUGGGUGUCGACGACUGAUUUGGUACAACGCAAAGUCGCUGCCGCACGAAUUGCCAACGUGGGAAGGCGGAUCGACGCUCGGAUGCCUCAUUGACUUGGAUGCGAAGGAAGUUGUCUUUAGUUUGAACGGAAUUGAGGGCGGCGUGUUGAAACAAGUGUUUGGAAGUGCGAAAGAGGGAUUUUUCGCAGCAGCGAGUUUUAUGUCGUUUCAACAGUGUCGCUUUAAUUUCGGGAACGAGCCAUUUAAGUAUCCGCCGACGCACAGAAAUUUCCGUAGUUUUAACGAUUUUGCAGUAUUAAAACCUCAAGAUAAGAUUGUUCUUCCACGCCAUUUGUUCCUUGAACAACUCCGCAAAUCGAGUGUGCGCGACGACUCGUGCACCCUCUGCUUCGACAUGAAAGCCACCGUUCGACUGGAGCCCUGCAAACAUCGCGGUUUCUGCACAAAAUGCUCAACGCAGUUGCAACAAUGCCCCAUGUGUCGUGCCGAAAUCGAGCAAGCAGUACAAGAAAUUCUCGAUAGUCCGACGUCGAUUACGAAUUCCGUCGAUUCCUUCAGUCAGGACAUGAACUGCAGUAGUGUUAGUGCCACGAGUAGUAAUAAAGAUCAAACAAUUCAACUGAUAGCGUAAAUUCUGACAAAGCAAACCCUUGAGAAUAGACUAAAAAUGACAAAAAAAAUGUUUUUUUGUUGAAACUCUUUUUUCAACGAGAGUCAAGAUAGAUGUGUGAUAAAAAAAAAAAUUAGAAUCAUCACUCGUUGCUUAUACAAAAAUUCACGUAAAAAUUACAUAAAUGUGCUUUAGAUAUGAAAAAAAUACAAUUUGUGUCAAUAUAAAAUGCGUCCAUUGAAAAAAUUUAAUUUUGUCGCAUUAAAAAAAAA
Messenger RNA from Culicoides brevitarsis, 2509 nucleotides. RefSeq names its product RING finger and SPRY domain-containing protein 1-like. The record is from RefSeq and is a predicted model, not a curated record. Gene Ontology annotation, molecular function: ubiquitin-protein transferase activity; protein binding. Lineage: Eukaryota; Metazoa; Arthropoda; Insecta; Diptera; Ceratopogonidae. The transcript has 5 exons. The coding region runs from base 615 to 2258 and encodes 547 amino acids. Gene Ontology annotation, cellular component: cytoplasm.